Ectocarpus sp. CCAP 1310/34 is the source of this 1230-nucleotide messenger RNA. The record is from the annotation of a GenBank genome assembly. NCBI's taxonomy places the organism in Eukaryota, Phaeophyceae, Ectocarpales, Ectocarpaceae.
AUGCACAAGAGCGGCAGCAAGUCCGAUUCUUCGCGAGACCCCCCAGCCUAUCAUGCCAGGCGAGCGAACACGUUCCUGGCGUUGGCGAGGCUCACAACUCCAGAGCCUCAUACGGCGACGCGUUACUCCUACGCCACAAAGUCGAAGGUCACCAAAACGGUGACAUCUGGCUCCGGAUGCCAGCGCGUGCUGAAGGCAGUCGGCAGUAUGCUCCAGGUGGGGAUGGCCCAUGUGGAAGACGCCACCGUUGGAGUUGUACCCACUGCAGCAGCGUCGACGGCACAACAUCAGGGGUCCGCGAGGUGGGAGUCGAGCGUCCUCCCUGACGAGCCUUUGGUGCCCAACCACAGCCAUCUCGGUUCCGCUGGCAAGGGGCCGAAGGAGCCAUGGGAGGCGUGCAUGGCUGGUGCAGACGGUAUCCGCCCUCGCAAGGAACGCAUUCUGGCCGCCGCUCGUAUCUGGUACGGCUGCGGUAGCGGCAAAGGCGACUUGUCCGCCGUUUGUUCCGAACUGAGGUGUCCCUGUUGUUGGGAGGGGGGGGGCGGCAAGUUGGACAACAGCAACAUCUCCUGCUCUCGGAUCAAGCACGGAGUGCCCGCCAAGUCUAGCAGCGGCAUGUGUUAUUUCAAGGGGGGUGACGUCAAGGCCGCCACCAACGAAGGAACCAGCCCACGGGAUUGGGCGGUUGGCGCCGGGGGCGGACAAGACGUCGAGAUCUUUACGACGCCGAAGGCGCGAGAGGAUGAUCUUUCAGGUGACGGGGGCGUCACGUUGGGCAAGAUUCUGUACUUCUUCAACGUCAACCUCAACAGGCGUCCGGGCUGUAGCGCACCCGGCCCCGCCAUGGAAUGCGUUCUCGUGUACGAGUACGUGACGUGCGGAUUAGGACGAAGCAAGAAGGAAGAUCUGGCAACUAAGCACCCUACCUACUGGUUGCAAGGAGGGGCAGCUACCACUCCGUCAGAUUUUCCUGUAGAGGCUUUCCGGCGCCACGUUCAUAUGAACCACCUCUACCCGACUUCGAGUUUCGAAGGGGGCCGCAUCGACGAUAUCUCAGAAUCGAAAUCGUGUGAACUACGCAUGGACGACACGGCGAAAGGAGCCGGGUCUAAGGUGUGGAAGCACCACUACAAUUUAGCGACGGCGCCCCGGGACAGGCGACACGGGCAUAGGGACGCGUAUAUGCGGAAUGAACAUUGGCGUGGCGCUUUCCAGGAUGGCGUUGUCUGA